Messenger RNA from Orbicella faveolata, 3015 nucleotides. RefSeq names its product ras-related protein Rap-2b-like. Gene Ontology annotation, cellular component: membrane. Gene Ontology annotation, biological process: signal transduction. The record is from RefSeq and is a predicted model, not a curated record. Gene Ontology annotation, molecular function: GTP binding; GTPase activity. Lineage: Eukaryota; Metazoa; Cnidaria; Anthozoa; Scleractinia; Merulinidae.
GUGUCUUCGUGCCAAUUAACCACAUUUGGAAAUCGAAUUCUGCCGGAUAGAUCCGUCAAAUGACAGUAACAGCAAUACUGAGCAGCAGCAGGAGUUGCAACAACAGGAACUAUUGUCUACAACUGUCUAUUCUGGUCUUUCGGAAUUCCACCCAACUCAAUUUUUAGUCUCCCCGUACAGUCAACCCUUGUUUUAGCGGACACGCUCGGGAAGUUUGUCGGCACCGCCUUUGAGUUCUUUUGGCUAUAGCGUGAGUCCGCAAUAGCGGGAUAGAUGGUUGUGAAGUGUCACAUAUAACAGAUAUAACUUUUACUGCUCUAUGCUCUUUUAUAUUUAAUGGUAAAAUAGACUAUAUUAUAGUUUUUGAGACACAGUGUACAAACUAGUAAACAUUCCAAGACUGCAGAAUAAUUAUGUCAUUCAAUACGUCCAAGUCUGUUGUGACGAAAAGCGAACAAUGAAAUUAGUUGGGAUCACAUGAAGUGUGCGCAAUUUCUUAAUAGCGGGAGUUGUUUCCAUACGUUUCUUUGUAGUUUUGGCCGGGGAUGUAGCUUUUGUCGGUAAUAGCGGGGUGUCAUUUAGGCGAGUAAUGACUGCAUUCCCUUUCGCGUCUGAGAAACUCUAUAUUCUCUGAUAAUCUAACCGAUAGAAAUCUAACCUUGAUUAAUCGAUUAAUUUUAUUCUUUACGAGUCAUGAAUUCCGAACAAGGGAGGGGGUGAAUUAUUUAGUAGUUUAUCGUCUUUAUCGAUGAACUGCAUAAGUGGUGUAGCUAAAAGAGUGUGCAUAGUAUUUCAGAUCAGGCGACGCGCAUCAACUUUCCUCAAAGUUUACGUAAGAACGCAGCAUUUCAUGAUUAUAAUUAUAUCAAUACAGGAAGCAGCUCGCUCAGAAGCAGUCGAGGCAAACAGGCCUCUCUCAUUAAACGGCCCAUUUCCGGUUAUCGAACGCCCGAUAAACUGCGGGGUGGUCCUUAGAUUGAUAUGAAAAGUUAGAAGUAACUUACAAAUGGCACGCAACGCAUGCAGAAGCGAUGACGUUUAUAAUGUGGGCAUUCCAAAACAAACUAACGGAUGAAUAAGGUAAAUAAAAGUAAGUAAAAUUGGUACAGAAUGUGCGUGGAGUGAGUAGAAUUGGCAAGACUAAACAGUUCUUGAUAUCGGGUCAUCAUUCUCUUUCUUUUUCCGGUACAAAAAAAAAGGCACCGAUCUCUGCAAUUUCCUACGUGGUUCGAUAUCAAAUACUCCUUGUCAAUCAAAUGUCACUGUAAUGAAGCUCACGCUGUCCAUCACGCGACGACUCCUUCUAGAGGUCAGAAUUUUACUUCUGCAUACAUUUAAUGUUGCUGCAACCUCGAGAAGCUGCAUCUUAGGCGCCAGCGUUAGAUUUCGAUUGGAUUGCUCGGAUGUGAACCAACUCUGAUGCAAAUCUGUUCACCUUUGGGCCUAGUGGUCGUGUUCGUUUACAGUUUCAAGGUGAAUCGUACUAGCAUUUUGGUUGGAGGCCAAAGACAGUGAAAUAGUGUCAGGUUUGGUAGUGGAGACGCGCUAAAUGUAGAACGACAUCUUGUGAGGCAAUCUUCAGGAAGAUGAAUGAGGAUCACGAUAAACCUUUUAAGGUGAUCGUUUUCGGCGACGCAGGAGUUGGGAAGUCCGCGCUGAGUAUUCGCUACGUGUCUAAGGAGUUCUCGAGCACUUAUGACCCAACAAUAGAGGACAACUACGAAACUGAUAUCGAAGUGGAUGGGUGCCCGUUAAAAGUUGAAUUAAUCGACACGGCAGGAAAUGACGUGUUCCGGCGAAUGAGGGAUCAAUACAUUAAGAGUGGCGACGGAUUUCUGUUGGUUUACUCCAUCACAGACCACUCGAGCUCCCACUCAGUCACAGCUUUCCAUGAACAAAUCAUCGCUGCUAGAGGAGAAAAAGACAAAAUUAUACCACAAAUUCCCUUAGUCUUGGUUGGAAACAAGUGCGACUUAGAAGAUGACCGUGAGGUUUCAUAUCUAGACGGAAAGAAAAUCGCUGCCUCCUUUUCCUGUCCGUUUUUUGAGACUUCCGCUAAGAACGACAUUGGUGUUGAUGAAGUAUUCAUCAAUCUUGCACGGCAAAUGAAAGAAGCGAGAGCUGACUCGGUUCGAAAAGCCUUCAUAAGGGAACGACGAAGAUUCUCUCUACGAAAUAUGUCUUUAAGGGAGAGAAAGUGCAAGGAGAAACUGCAAGCUUUGAGGCCGAACGAAACGACGUCAAGUGUCCCUAGACGGAGACGGAGAAGUAUGUUACGAGGGUUUAUAUGUGGAGCAGGAAAUCUUGGUGCCACUGAUAUCUAGAGGACUUAUAUCCAGAUACUUAUCAAAUAUUGUAAUUCGUGUCAAGACAAGGGAGUAUGUGUUGACUUGGUACAGCUGUUACAUGAACACUCAAUAGAUGCAAAAGAUAUGACAAGGUAAAAUGUGAUCCUUCUGCUGUCGGGAAACACGGACUGAAAAGAAGGGGAAUUAAAAUGCCAGGAACUAGAAAACAAACUUCUCUAAAAUUGUCUGUUUCAUGGUCCUUAUGGAUUCUAACAAAUUGGCUCCUUAAUAGCAAGCCUUGAUGAUGGUUCCUAAAGAAUCCACACCAUCUUCAUUUUUUUGGUAUAGGGUAUAGGAUUGUAUACCACAAGACAAGAAGUAACUGUUGCUCGUACUAAAGGUUUGAAAUCGGUUACUUCUGCUAAGGGCUCGUGUCGUGUUAGCCGAUCAGGGGAAAAAUACACUUAGAAGCUAAUAUCAACUAUGUAAAGUUCACCAAAAUGAAAUUCAGCAUAAUGUAUACGAUUUCAUCAAUAUAUUUGUACUCGGCUUAAAUAUUAUCUGUAAAAAAGAAGAAAAUCAUAAAUUGUUCUUAAAAGACUCAGUUUUAAGUUGUAAAAGCAGUAUGACUGUUAUUGAGUUAUUAUUUGAACAAAAGCAGGCCAGAAAAAACUUGUAUUGCAUAUUGUAAUAGAUUUUUUCAAAGCAAAUAUAUAUAAGCAUGAUA